AUGAGGCUCAAACGGCACCCGCCGCAGGAAACCUGCCCAGAGCCUGGCCCGCCCUGGAUGAUGAAUCCGGUAUAUCGAGGCAUCUCCACCAAGGAAAUCCAGAAUACCAAGACGGUUUACACGGCACUCACGCGGCACUUGGCCCGGAAAAUCCCCCCCACAAGCCCUCACAGCUCUGUCUGCUCUGGACUCCGGAGACCAGAAUUGUUCGAGUCCAGACAAGUGAAGGCCGCAAUAACACUACCCUUGUCCCCUCUAUGGACUGCUCUGACGUCGUCUUCCCCAGUAUUUCUGUAUGCUUCUUUUUCCGGGGUCGGGAGUGUGAUGCUUGGUGAUGUACUUUCAAUGGAGAACCCGCGGCCGGUGGUGGGAUUUGACGUAGACGGCAGACUGUUGCAUAGCAUGGAGACGUGGGCUCGAGAGGACGGUCGUCGCAAACAGGUUGACGGCGCUGUCGAUGACGGACUAUCACUCAUCAUCACGAUACUACAAUAUCCCAAGGUUCUCAAACCCUCAAACCAACGAACUCACACUAUUAAACACCCUCCAUCCCAAGAACUCAAAAUGCACGGCGGAAGACAAGAAAACUACGGCUCCAGCGGCAUGGGCGGCGGCAUGGGCGGUGGCUACAACGACGGCCCUAGAGAAAACUACGGCGGCGGCAACAUGGGAGGAGGCAUGGGCGGCGGCUACGGAGGCGGCCGCGAGAACAUGGGCGGCCGCGGUAUGAGCGGCGGCAUGGGCGGAGGCUACGGAGGCGGCGGCCGAGACAACUACGGUCCCUCCGGCGGCAUGGGAGGCGACCCCGGUCCCCGCGACAACUACAACGGCGGUGGCGGCAUGGGCGGCGGCAUGGGUGGUGGUAUGGGAGGUGGCGGUGGCUACGGCGGUGGCCGUGAAGAGUACGGACAUUCUGGUGGCCACUCUUCCCACGGACGCCGCAACAGCUACGACCGCCGCGAUAGCUACGACCGCCACGACAACCACAGCAGCCACGGCAGCAGUCACGACAACCACAACAGCAGCAGCGGCGGUAGCGGCGGAGGUCUCCUCGGCGGGAUCCUCGGCGGCGGAGGAAAGGAUAAGAAGGAGGAGAAGAAGAGCGAGGGGUUCACUGACAAGUUGAUUGACGGUGCCGCUUCGUACGCCAAGAAGAAGUGCGCGUCCGGAAUUGCAGUCAUUAUGAAUCUUGAGCGAUCUCAUCGCACCUCAUUCAAAUCUGCCAAAGGGGCUUUCGGGGCAUUUUCGCUUCCCGUUGAAUACUCUUGUUACAUGCCCUCAAAAACGCCAAAUUUCAUCCUCUCUCGUCAAUCAAAAAGGGAGACACUUCCUAAGAAGUCAGAAGGGUCACCAAAAUUCAAGGCCUUUCUUCCUCCUCUCGUUGUCCGAAGCAAGGCAAAACAAAAGAAAGCCCCAGGCAAGGGGUCGAGUAGGGCAAGUUCGAAGAAUCAGUUGCAGGGGCCAGGAGACCACAAUCCAACAGAGCGUCCUUGGUAA
Colletotrichum lupini is the source of this 1497-nucleotide messenger RNA. RefSeq lists its product as uncharacterized. NCBI's taxonomy places the organism in Eukaryota, Fungi, Ascomycota, Sordariomycetes, Glomerellales, Glomerellaceae. The record is from RefSeq and is a predicted model, not a curated record. The transcript is spliced from 6 exons. Bases 1 to 1497 code for a protein of 498 amino acids.